Molecule: messenger RNA, 360 nt
Organism: Botrytis byssoidea
Lineage: Eukaryota; Fungi; Ascomycota; Leotiomycetes; Helotiales; Sclerotiniaceae
Exons: 4
Coding region: 1-360 (119 amino acids)
Source: RefSeq, a predicted model, not a curated record
AUGACUCUAUGUGCAGAGCAGAGUUUGAGGCUCACACUCCGACCAGCUUGUAAACUGUUCGCCGACAGGCCGUACAGAAAGGGAAAACAAGAAUGUUUUCAGCGGCUACCUGGUAAGUCUUCGGAUUUUAAUUCCAUUCCAAUUGAUACCUGUCUAAGUCCCUACCCAAGGGUCCCAACGCCUUCAUAUACCCCUUCAAACAGGGAUGAGCAAAGUGGAGAGGGUGGAGCGGAGGAAGAGGGCGCCUCCCUGAAACCACAGGCCUUGAAUAGAGCAUCGACAGCUUUGCCUCUCAUCAACCUUUCGUCUAGACCCAUAUCGGAGAGCCAGUCAUUACCAAAUGCCCUUAGAUCAACCUAG